CUUUUGGGCAUCAGUAACGCGGAAUUCUCGGUCAUGCUCAAGUUGGUGCUCUGCUUCGUUCUGCUCGCCUCCGCCGGCGGUGGCUGGGCCUUCAAUCACGGCCAGGAUUUAGCCGAUUUCGAGGCCUAUGUGGCGCAAUACAUGAAGGUUUAUCCGACUGCAUCGGCUAGGUCCUUCGCCAACUAUUACUUCAUUUACAACCGCAACCAAGUCAAUCAGCACAAUGCCCAGGCGGAUAGGAAUUUCACCACAUACCGCGAGGCGGUGAACCAAUUCUCGGACAUCCGUCUGGUUCAGUUUGCUGCGCUGCUGCCCAAGGCCAUCUACCCGACCGUCUCGAAUGCCGUGACUCCUGUGGCCACGCAGGCGCCGGCUGUCGAGUACGACAUCGUCACGGAUCUGGGCAUAACCGUGACGGUGGAGGACCAGGGCGUGAACUGCAGCAGCAGCUGGGCCUAUGCCGCGGCCAAGGCUGUGGAGAUCAUGAAUGCCGUUGGAACGGGCAAUCAAGCGCCGCAAUCGCUGUCCGCUCAGCAGCUGAUCGACUGCGCCGGCAUGGGCGCUGGCUGCAGCACACAGGCACCGCAGUCGGCCUUCGACUAUCUCACGCAGUACUCGGAGCUGUAUCCCACCGAGGACUAUCCAAACAACAUAAGCCUCAAGCAGCAGGGCAUGUGCCUGCCACCCCCACCGGUGGCAGUGGGCGUGAAGCUGACCAGCUACUCGGUAAUAGCUGAGAACGAUGACACCGCACUCAUGCGUUAUGUGUCCAACGACAUACCCGUUGUGGUGGAGUACAAUCCGGCGACCUUCGGCUUCAUGCAGUACUCCAGUGGUGUCUACCAGCCGGCCACCAGAGCCGGCCAGGCCACCAGCUCUCAGUUCCUGGUGGUGGUGGGCUACGGCUUCGAUGCCGCCACCAAUCUCAACUACUGGCGGUGCCUCAACUCUUUCGGCCCGGGAUGGGGCGAACAGGGGUACAUCAGGAUCGUGCGCAGCGCCAGUCAGCCAAUCGCCAAGAAGGCCAUUUUCCCCAACUCCUAACUUGUGACUUGAACAGCGAAAUAAAAGUUAAUUUAAGAACCAAGGCUAA
Drosophila subobscura is the source of this 1093-nucleotide messenger RNA. Its product is annotated as zingipain-2. Gene Ontology annotation, cellular component: lysosome. The record is from RefSeq and is a predicted model, not a curated record. Bases 34 to 1044 code for a protein of 336 amino acids. The transcript is spliced from 2 exons. Gene Ontology annotation, molecular function: cysteine-type endopeptidase activity. Lineage: Eukaryota; Metazoa; Arthropoda; Insecta; Diptera; Drosophilidae.